AUGGCUGAUCCCCCUUCACCAUCGGGGAUCUCACCCCGCAGUUCGUCCAUCCGCCGCCGUGGUGUCCCCGCGCGAACUACACUUGAGACCAUCCCCGACUGGCCCGAACGCCGCAACUCGACCCUCUCCGAUACAAUCUCAGAUGCUCGUAACUCCAUUCGAUCAUCCACAGAUGGCCUAUUUCUCCCCCGGGUUGCUAGGCACAAUGAAGGCCCGAUCGCAACGGAGGAGUCUCAUUGGCACUCUGCACCACUGGCCUUGGCGCUGAUGCCUGCCAUCGCGGGUGUCAUGUUUAAAGAGGGAAGCUCUUUUGUGACUGACGUGACAUUGUUGGUACUGGCGGCGAUAUUCCUCAAUUGGUCGGUUCGAUUGCCAUGGGACUGGUAUCGGUCGGCCCAGGCUAUCCAGCGGGAAGACUCCAGAUUCAGCCCCACUGCGGAGGACAUCGAGAUCGAGGGUGAUGAGGCUGUGGAAUCCGGCGAAGAAUCUCAUCAGCGUCCCCAGCCCCUACGAGCAUCUAAUCAAGCAGCCAUCAAGGAGCUCCAGAUCCACGAGCUCGUCGCAUUAGUCUCGUGUUUCAUAUUCCCUCUGAUCGGCGCCUGGCUUCUCCACGGCAUCAGAAAUAACCUGUCCCGACCCUCAGAAGGUUUAGUCUCAAAUUACAACCUUACUAUCUUUCUUCUCGCAUCGGAGAUCCGUCCAUUCGCACAUCUCCUCAAAUUAUUCCAAGCACGCACCCUCCACCUCCAACGCAUCGUCGCAACAACAAACGAUGAAGACCGCAUCGACGCAAAUAAAGUCCAAGAUCUCACAAAGAGACUCGAGGAGCUCGAAGCCCAUGUAGCCGAAGCUGCCGCUACUCGCCUGACUUCAUCUCCCUCCAAAUCAGACCAAAAUUCUUCCAAAGAACCAAAUAACGCACCAGAACUCAUCACACAGGCCGUCGUUGAAGUACGAAGGACCGUCCAACCAGACAUCGAAGCCCUGAACCGCGCUGUUCGCCGCUACGAGAAACGCAUUGCUCUGAUGACCCUCCAGUCAGAUACCCGUUUUCAGCAACUUGAAGCUCAAACCCGCGACGCAUUAGCCCUAGCAGCCGCCGCGCAACGCUCCAGCCUUUCCAGCCGCUCCAGCUACGCGUUCACACUAGUAGACUGGGCCUGCGCAUGUGUCGUGGUUCCCACUCAACUCACAUUAUCUAUCCUCAACUUACCCAGUCGCGCAGCAAAUCGCUGCUUAGCAACCGCGAAGAGUAUACUAGGUCGGCCCCUUGCACAAAAGCCACGCUCGAAGUCAAGUAAGGGCAAGUCGGCUCAGGGAGGUGGUCAUAAGGUCCGACCGCGGUCGCCUCCGCCGAAGGCAACGGCUCCUGUUUCACCGCUUACAUCGCAGCAAUCUCUGGAUUCGAGGGUAAAGGGUACUUCUCGCUAG
Messenger RNA from Penicillium longicatenatum, 1431 nucleotides. RefSeq lists its product as uncharacterized. The coding region runs from base 1 to 1431 and encodes 476 amino acids. The transcript has 2 exons. The record is from RefSeq and is a predicted model, not a curated record. NCBI's taxonomy places the organism in Eukaryota, Fungi, Ascomycota, Eurotiomycetes, Eurotiales, Aspergillaceae.